Molecule: messenger RNA, 897 nt
Organism: Paramecium tetraurelia
Lineage: Eukaryota; Ciliophora; Oligohymenophorea; Peniculida; Parameciidae
Exons: 3
Source: RefSeq, a predicted model, not a curated record
AUGAAGAUAUAUUACUCUCUUCUGCAAUUUAUAUUUUUCUUUGCAUAAUCCUAAGCAUCAUGGUAAACGAUUUAUUAGGAAUUUACAGGUUCAAAUUGGGAUGAUUCAAGAUGGUCCCUCAUUAAUUCCUAUGGUGGUCCAUUUAGUCAAUGUGGAAAUUAAAAGAUAUUUGGAGGAUUUUCAGUUUUCGGUAUUCAGACAUUAAUUUCUACUCAAUUUGCUCUUCCUCCUCAUUAUGAAUUACGAAUUUCGUUAGAUUUAUGGAAUUGGGAUGGUGAGAUUGUGAAAAUGGUAUUUGAUAGUGAAAUUAGAUAAAAGUCAUUUAUUCUGACUGAUGGGUAGUAAAUUUGUGGCGAAACAGAAGCAAUAUUUUUGGAAUAUAAUCUUCCUAUUGUAAUUGCUAUGUCAAAUCACCAUUCAAAAUCUAUAGUUAUUAUAAUGACUUCGACUUUGGAUUAGCCUGCAGAUGAUGUAUUAAUUGUCAUAACUUAGGAAUCAUGGGGAGUUUAAAAUUUAAAAAUUGAAAUUUUAUAAUGUCCUUAAGAAUGUGUAUUCUGCUCAGAUUCAAUCUCAUCAUGUAAAUUUUGGAAAAAUGUUUAAUCAUAACAAUUUGCCAAUUCUCCAGAAGAAGAAUGGUUGAUUGAUGGGUCUUAACAAGUUGGUUCAAGUAAUUGCAAUGGCAUUAGAAUAAUAGGUGGAAUGAAUGUUCUAUAAAAAGGAUAAGAAUUAGUUAAACUUAUGGAAUCUAUAAUUCCUCACUUUAAGGUUCAGAUAUUGGUCAAAAUAUGGGUAAUAGGAGAAUGGUAAAAUGAAUAAUUUGUAUUUGAGAUUGAUGGUAAACUAUAAAAAAAGAUCGAAAUUUCGUCUGACAAUUUUACUUAUUCUUAAUGUUAAGGA